Lates calcarifer (barramundi perch) is the source of this 1592-nucleotide messenger RNA. RefSeq lists its product as uncharacterized. Gene Ontology annotation, molecular function: transmembrane signaling receptor activity. The transcript is spliced from 7 exons. Gene Ontology annotation, biological process: cell surface receptor signaling pathway. The annotation marks the transcript as partial. Lineage: Eukaryota; Metazoa; Chordata; Actinopteri; Centropomidae. The record is from RefSeq and is a predicted model, not a curated record.
GUGUUGUUGUGUGUUGAUGUGUGGUGUGUGUGAUGUGUAUUGUGUUGUGAGAAGUGUGUUAUCUUCAGUCUUCAGUCGUCCAUCUUGUUUCCUUCCUCUUUUUCUUUGUUCCUCUUUUUAUCAUUUUACCAUUAAAGGUUAUUUUUUAUGUUGAGAAUUGAGACCAGCUCAUAGUCAGACCUGGACCCAGACUCAGGUCCAGACCUGGACUCUGAGACUCUGACACCUGUCUCCUGUCACUCUGGACCAGGUGCAGCAGACUCCUCUGCUCCUCCACCUGAGGGAGGGGAUCAGGUCCAGGUGUGGUCCAGGUUCAGACCCAGGUACCAAACAGGACUGUUUCACAGACAGAGCGUCACCCUGUCUGACCUUUGACCUUUACCCCCCAGCUCUGAUGCAGCGAGUCUUCCUGCUGUGGGAGGAGGUGGAGGAGGAGGAGGAGGAGGAGGUGCAUCGUAGCUCAGGUGCAUCAGGUGCAGCAUCACCUGAUGUGUGAAACAGCUUCACCCUCUCACAGCGAGGCAGCGGCCGUGAGAGGGUGAGGGAGGAGGGAGGAGGGAGAACAGGAAGUGAAGCUGAAGGCGUCGCUCUGCUGCUCAGACUGACAUUCAGUCGUCAUCCAGACAACAUGAAGACUCCGUCUGUGUCUCUGCUCCUCGUCUCUCUGAAUGUCAGUCCAAACCGUCUCCAGUUCUUUAAAGGAGAGUCCGUCUCUCUGAGAUGUGAGGGACAGGUGGUCUCUGAUGGACAGACAGUAAAGAGGACCAGAGGAGGACAGACUGAGGACUGUGGACCAGCUUCAGGAUUUGGGAGGUUUGAUGGUUCCUCCUGUAACAUCUCUGGUCUCCAGUCUCUCAGACUCUGGAGGUUACUGGUGUGAAGACAGAGCUGAUCAGAUCAACAUCAGUGUCAUUAACACAGUAACUGAUAAAGCAGGUGUUCCAGUUAUUCUGGAGAUCCCUGCACUUCCUGUGAUGACAGGAAGUGAUGUCACUCUGCGCUGUAGAGAUAAAGACAACAACAGAUUCAAGGCUUUUUUCUUCAGGGAUGGUAAAGACCUUGGAUCUGGACCUGAUGGAGAACUCCCCCUCAGUAAAGUCCAACAGUCUCAUGAAGGUCUCUACUGGUGUUACAGAAACAAAGGUUUUGACUCUCCUCAGAGCAGACUGAGGGUCAGAGCUCCUCCUCCUCCUCCUCCUCCUCCUCCUCCUCCUCCUCCUUCAUCUUCUCCUCCUCCUCCUCCUACAACCUCCAACUACUCCUCUAACUCCUCCCCACCUCCCAUAGACUCCUCCUUCUCCUCCCUCCUCCUCCCAGUUGUAGCAGCUCUGGGCUCUCUGGUUCUCCUGGUCCUGGUCCUGGUUGGUCUUGUGCUGUGGUGGAGGAAACAAACAGGACCGACUCCUUCACCUGCUCCAGAUGAUGUCACCUACUGUGAUGUCACUGUGAGACACACAGCCAAUAGGAAAGACAAACACUCUGCUGCUGAAGACACAGUCUACUCUGGAGUGAGGACACACACUGCAGGUCCUGCUGACGUCACCUACGGGACAUCGUCAUCAGAUCUCAGAGGAAAGCAGGAAGGAGGACUG